Photinus pyralis (common eastern firefly) is the source of this 908-nucleotide messenger RNA. RefSeq lists its product as uncharacterized. Gene Ontology annotation, molecular function: zinc ion binding; SUMO ligase activity. The record is from RefSeq and is a predicted model, not a curated record. Lineage: Eukaryota; Metazoa; Arthropoda; Insecta; Coleoptera; Lampyridae. Bases 10 to 705 code for a protein of 231 amino acids. The transcript has a single exon. Gene Ontology annotation, cellular component: nucleus; Smc5-Smc6 complex. Gene Ontology annotation, biological process: double-strand break repair via homologous recombination; protein sumoylation.
UAUUAAAAAAUGGCGGUAACCAGCACAAGUAAACGCGACGGUCUAUUUACAAAUUGUUUUAAACAUCUUCAGUCCACUUUAGAUUACGUUACUAAAUACUCAAACAAUCCGACAGCUCAUAUAAACUCUUUAAAAGGUAUCGCAAAAGAUUACAGCGAAUUGGAUAUUACAUACAAACGGUCUCGGAAAGCUUACGAUGCCACAGAGAAGUAUUUUCAAGAUAAAGACGACUGCAUUGAAGAGUCUGAGAAAGUGUUCGAAAGAUUUUUGCAAGAGGAACCUUUACGAUCGUACGAAAAUCAUCCCAUUUGGCAAGCGAUCAAAAAUGCAGGUAACGGUGAUGCAACAGCAUCAGUAGAACUAGAGACAGAACACGAAGUAGAUGUCAAUAGAAGUAUUGAAGAAGAAGGAAUAGUUCCUUCUCAGUUUGAACCACCUGUCGAUCCAAUCACGAAGAAAAUAAUUCAAAAUCCAUGCCGAAAUCAGAAAUGUGGACACGUUUACGAAUACGACUCUAUUAAAGAGCAUUUAAAAAGAAUAAAAUUAAAUAAGGUGAAAGCGAGGUGUCCCUACAUCGGUUGCACAAAUAUGAAUAUGACAAAGUCUUUCAUUAUUGCAGACAAUGAGUUACGCGAUCAGAUUUUAACGUACAAUACACAAACUACUCAGGAAGACUUUGAGGAAUCUACAUCUGAAAUAUUAUAGACUGUUACGUUGGUUGAAUAAAAUUAAAGUGAAUUUCAGUUUUCCUGUUUGUUUACAAUUUCUAGUGCACACUUACAAGUCGCCGACAUUCCUUUACAUCUAUUAUGCUUUAAACAGGCUUGUGGCACAAUUACACAUGACCACAGCUUAAACAAUAGGUACCUAUUCUUCAAUUCUUUAUAAUAAAUGUCGAUUUAAAUCUA